AUGUCUCCGCUGUCAAAGGCGAAAGAUCAAAACGGAGAAUCAGCUCGUCUCAAAGACCUACCUCGAGAAUACAUAUCGACGUUAAAGAACCGGAUAGCUUGGUUGGAAUCAAUUGUUAGAUCAAGAUGUCCAGACGUAGACUUGUCCCAGGAUCCUCCCUCGGAUAUCCAGGAAGCUUUUGAUGACACCCUCCAAGACACGACAACAGCAUCACCACCUGCGCAAACAAGCACUGUCGAUAUAUCUGAUACAAUUCAGCCAGUGAGAUCUACAGGAGCUGGUGCAAUUACUCACGAGAUCGGAUUGGUAUCUCUUGGAACAAACCAAGACCCUAGAUACAUCGGUCCGUCGAGUGGUUACUUUUUAGCUCGAGUGAUGCUUGAUUCAUUACCGAAACAAGAUGAACGACUCGGUCGUGGGAGCAGAAAUGUUCCAUUUCCUACGAAAUUGGUAGAGGCUAUCCAAGGGCCUCUGCCGUUGCCACCAAGAGACAUGGCGGCGCAAUUAUGUGACGCAUAUUUCACCGCCAUCAAUCUCCAGUACCCCAUCCUUCACCGUCCGACGUUCGAUAGUAUGCUCGAUCAGGUAUACGAACAAGACAAUGAAGACCCAGUUAUUAGAUUCCAAACAUUCAUGGUUCUAGCCAUAGGCUCUGCCGUCCUAUCUGGCCGCAUCAGAGCUCGCAUCCCAGCAGAAUCAUACUGUCUCUCAGCCCUUCAAUAUCUCGACGAUCUCAAUCUCGAAAACUCUUUACAAGGCGCACAGUGUCUUUUAUUACUUCUAGUAUUCACCAUGCACAGUCCCUCUGUUCGUUUGAACGUGUGGUAUCUAAACUACCAUUGCAUCGCUACCCUGCUUGACCUCGGAUUACAGAGAAACAUUAGCGCGGGAGCUGGUAUUUCGUUAUUGGAACAAGAAAUGAGAGCGCGUAUAUUCUGGGUUAUUUAUACGUUUGAUCGCGUUAUUGCUACUAUGAUGGGAAGACCUAUUGGGAUACGAGAUGAGGGUUGUGAACUUAGAAUGCCUAUUGGCUUGUCGGAUGAGCAACUUGCUACGCCGUAUCAACAGAGUAUGGAAACUUCAAGCGAGAUGGCGUUUGCUAUUCACCUGUUCAAAGCUGCCAAACUCAACUCGGAGAUCAAGUAUAUUGCCCAGAGCAUAGUCAGAGACUCGCCCAGAUAUGCGUAUCCACGAGUUGUCGAUAUCAACGAUUGGCAAACCACCAUGCUGCAUCAACUGGACGAAUGGGCGAGUCAAAUCCCAAACCAGGGUGACCCUUCAGCUGUUUAUCUGCGAACGACAUGCCAGAUACGAUACCACGGUCUUCGAAUGCUUCUCCUCAGACCAAGCCCCGGUAUCCCCAAACCCUCCAAUGAAGCUUUGGUACAGUGCCACAAGAGUGCUCGCGAGAUCCAUAGCUGGACUACUUUCCACGGCCUAGUUCUGAGCACAAUCACUCUUUUGUACUGUAUCAAGGUCGUCCCUGAUAUUGCUCGUGCGACCGAGAUAGAUGUCUUGAUGGCUGAUCUGAGUAUAUCCCUCAGCGUACUGAGUGCCACGGGAGAACACUGGUCUGGUGCCAAACGCAUCGUUCCGUGUCCCAGACCAUCAAUCAUGGACCUGCUCCAGCGGAAGUAUUAG
Messenger RNA from Fusarium graminearum PH-1, 1641 nucleotides. RefSeq lists its product as uncharacterized. The coding region runs from base 1 to 1641 and encodes 546 amino acids. The record is from RefSeq and is a predicted model, not a curated record. The transcript is spliced from 6 exons. Gene Ontology annotation, molecular function: sequence-specific DNA binding; DNA-binding transcription factor activity, RNA polymerase II-specific; zinc ion binding. Gene Ontology annotation, biological process: positive regulation of transcription by RNA polymerase II; DNA-templated transcription. Lineage: Eukaryota; Fungi; Ascomycota; Sordariomycetes; Hypocreales; Nectriaceae.